AUGCCGUCCUCUAAAACCUUAACUCAGACACGACUUCUAAGACAACGCAUUGGCUCGCUGCCUCCAUAUUGUUACUGGGAUGAGACAAAGUCAAGGAAAAGCAAGACCUCAUUCCCAUUCCCAUUUAGUGUACGACUUAUCACUGCUGUGUUUUUCCUUCCAUUCAUGGAUCUUCUCUCCCUCCCAAGUUUGAGUGCCUUAGUGCUGCUUGCUGCAGCUCUCUGGUUUUCUUCUACUAGAAGAAGAAAUCCUCCAGGAAAUCUCCCUCCAGGACCACUCAACUUGCCAGUCAUUGGCUGUCUCCACAAGCUCGGCUCGCUCCCUCACAUUUCACUCCACAAACUCUCCAAGAGAUACGGCGAUGUGAUGCACUUGAAGCUCGGCAGCGUGUCCACAGUCAUAAUCAGCUCCGAGAGAGCUGCCAGAGAGAUUUUCAAGCGCCAUGGUCUCGAGUUUGCCUCCAGAGCUCCACUGAUCUGCGGGAAAUACUUUGAAAACGACUACAGUGGUCUAGUUUUCAGCCAAUACACUCCGGAAGUGAAGCUCUACAGGAAGCUCAUCAACACUCACUUGCUCUCCCCGACCAAGCUCAAAGUUUACGAUGGAAUCCGUCGCGAGGAGCAGUGCCGUCUCGCUCGAUCUCUCAGUUACGAGCGAGGGAAUCCGGUCCUCCUGCGGCAAAAGCUCCACAACAUGAACAUGAACGUGAUAACUUACAUGCUAUUCGGGAAGCGCUUCUGUGGACACCACAAGAACACUGCGAAUGUCGACGAGUUCCUACGACGAAUGUGCAAGCGAUCGUGGAGACGGUUAGGCUGGCUGGAGUUUUCAAUGUGA
Messenger RNA from Selaginella moellendorffii, 837 nucleotides. RefSeq names its product cytochrome P450 71B22-like. The transcript has a single exon. Gene Ontology annotation, molecular function: monooxygenase activity; heme binding; oxidoreductase activity, acting on paired donors, with incorporation or reduction of molecular oxygen. The coding region runs from base 1 to 837 and encodes 278 amino acids. NCBI's taxonomy places the organism in Eukaryota, Viridiplantae, Streptophyta, Lycopodiopsida, Selaginellales, Selaginellaceae. The record is from RefSeq and is a predicted model, not a curated record.